Molecule: messenger RNA, 1647 nt
Organism: Scedosporium apiospermum
Lineage: Eukaryota; Fungi; Ascomycota; Sordariomycetes; Microascales; Microascaceae
Exons: 3
Coding region: 1-1647 (548 amino acids)
Molecular function (GO): dipeptidyl-peptidase activity
Source: RefSeq, a predicted model, not a curated record
AUGCGCGACGGGAUCGAAUUGUGCGCGGAUGUUUUUCUGCCCCCGUCUGCCUCGAAGCAGGGUCAGAAGGUGCCAGUCAUCUGUAGCCUUGGUCCCUACGGUAAAGACAUCCCCGUUUUGGAGUUCGGGCUCCCCCAAACGACGAUGUAUGCCGACAUGUACCGGCAAAUCAAGCCGUUAGGACCUCAUGCCUGUUUUGAACUCCUUGACCCGCUCAUCUGGACGAAGGAGUACGGAUACGCCCUGUUAAGGGUAGACGGUCGCGGUGUAGGCGGCAGCCAAGGGCGUCUCGAUCCUUUUAGCUUGGAGCGUUCGAUGAGAGUCGGAACGGAUGCGGAGGGCCAAGACUUGUACGACGUAAUUGAAUGGGCUGGUACUCAGCCUUGGUCGAGCGGCAAAGUCGCUACCAGUGGCAUCAGCUACUAUGGUAUGAUUGGAUAUAUCGCUGCCAUGCAGAAACCGCCUCAUUUGACAUGCGUUGUUGCCUAUGAGGCAAGCCAUGAUAUAUAUCAAUCAACGCGCAGAGGGGGGAUUGGCGGAGAGAACUUUCACGCUCAUUGGUACAAGAACGUCGUCAUCCCAUACCAAAGCGGUAACGCAGACAGAAGACUAGAUGCGGCACAACUUGCUGCCAAUCGGGCAGACUACGUUGGACUUAUCCGGGAUUACGAGUAUCCCGACUCCGAUUUAUGGAAAAUAUUCAAGCAACGGAGGCUCUCUGACAUUGACGUUCCUCUCUACACUGCUGGCAAUUGGACAGACAGCGAGGUCCAUCUUCCAGGAAACAUCCUCUCCUUUAACAAAUCAUCCUCGAAAGAAAAAUGGCUGGAGAUGCAUACCGGAAAUCAUUUGGCGUGGUAUCACCAUCCUGAACACGUGGCAUUACAGAGAAAGUUCCUCGAUUACUUUCUACACGGCAUCAAAGACUCGGGAAUCCUCGAUAUACCUCGAAUUCGUUUGAUUCAGCACCACAGCGAAGGUUCUUUCUAUCGAGAGCACGAGGCAGCUUUUCCUCCCCCAGAUGCUGAGGAGCGGUCAUUUUACCUAACUCCAGAUAAGAAGCUAAGCCUUGCACGUCAGGCAGGACGAGAACAGGCUUUUGAGUACGAGGGGCUCACCGGCACGGUUACAUUUGAGCUUGACAGCACGUUUAGAGAACCGUUCGAGAUUCUUGGAACACCUUUCGUUGAAAUCCAAGUCAGUACCGAAGCAGAAGAUUCCGACAUAUUCCUGAGCCUUCGAGCUUUAGACGCAAAUGGAAAGCCUUUUAUUUUAGGGGGCAAUCACGGGGAACCCAACGAGCAUUUUGCGAAGGGUUACUUUCGCCUUUCCCACAGAGAGGAAGUUGAAGCUGGCUUUAACGAGUAUGAACGCGUGCCAUUCCAGCCACUCGCUCCACGUUCCAAAGUUGAGAAGGGCAAGGUUUACACCCUGACAAUUCCUUUUAAUCCCGCAGCCUUUUAUCUAAAGGCGGGUCAGAGCAUCUCUUUGGAGAUUGGUGCUCAAGAUACCGCUAGUACAAUACCACCGAUGAGGCACGACGGCGGGGAUAGAGUCGCUCGAAGAUUCGAGGGAAAAAAUACUCUCCUCUCCGGCGGAAGGCUUGUUCUGCCUCAGGUACAACGACCUCCACCUCCGAGUAUUUAG